UUAGCAAGGUUCGGGUCACCAUGUUGGAUCAAAUGCUUAUCUUAACGUUGCUCCGUGUUUUUAAUAGUUUAUCAUGCCGGUUGACGCCGAGUCGCCGUGAGCCCAAAGUGUAAAGUGUUAUCGGAGUGGCUUCCCGGUUCUUUAAGACAGGAGCUCUUCACGACACGUUCUCGACGGAGAGGAAGGAUUAACUGUUUUGAUUUGGAGCCACGGAUACCCACUAGCUAGCACGGCUUGACUAGCACGGUGUUUUUCUGCAGCCAGCGAGCAUUAAGACGCUUUCAUCUUUUUGUCGGCUUCAUCGAGCGCUUUGCUUCAACUUUGGCGAGCGGCUGUGUUGUUUUGCCAAGACUGUCGAUGGCGGGGAAGUAAGUUGCGAAAGCAGCCUUUCUGCGAUGUUUUGUCUUCUGCUAUUUUGAGUCAUGAUCGAUUCUUAUCCAGGAGGAGGCGGAUUGAUGCGCCCAUCUCAGGUAGAUCUCCGUAAUAUGUGAGGUAGAGGGGUCACCAAGACCUGGGCCUGCCUGCCUGUCUGCCCGCCUGCCUGCUGGGAGUCGGGCCUGGAGGACGCAGCACCUCUGUACCGGACCAGAAGCGUUAAUUACCACGUUGGCCUACUCUUACAGUAUACAUGUACAUACGCAAACAUUUGCUAUAAUUGAUGCAUCUUCCAAGCAGACUGGAGCCCAGGCGGCGGGAACAGAGUGUGGCGAACUUGGACGCUUUUACAAUAUGAUGGCUCUUCUUCUCCAUGUGACAAGUGUCUGAUCCCACUAUACAGUCAGACUUCAUCAGGGUGGGGGGGACGCCAUCGCUACCAUGAGGGACAUUUAGGGCCACCGUUUUUUUUUAUUUAUUGAGGGGUGGGAGGGUUGUUUUUUUUUUUUUUUUUUUAAACUUUCUUUUGUCAGGUCUGGAUAGAACUAAGACUCGGUUUGCCGCAUUUGACUAAUUUCAGAUUUAAGCAUAAUUUGGACCCUCAAUGUUUUUAUUUCCUUUUCUGUGAGUUGACUUGAUUGCGCUCCGGGAGCCUGGUAGCUACUGCCAUCGCUUCAGUCGGGCAGUGAAUGGCUCUUUGCGGCACAACAGCUUCAAAUGUUCCAAAAAUGAUGGCUGCUUAUAACGGUGGCUCCUCGGUGGCCGCCCAUCACCCUCAUCACCACCACCAGCUGCAGCAUCUCCCGCCUCCGCACGUGCACUGUCACCACCACACGGACCAGCAUCACCUGCAGCACCCGGGCCCCGCCGCUGCCGUUCACACCAUUCAGCAGCACGCCGCCACAGCCGCCGCUGCCGCCGCCGUGAUGCUCAACCCCGGUCAGCAGCAACCUUACUUUCCCUCCCCGGCCCCCGGACAGGCACCUGGCCCCGCGGCAGCCGUGGCCCCUGCCCAAGUUCAAGCUGCCGCUGUCAAAGCGCACCAUCAUCAUCAUCAUCACCAUCAACAUCAUCAGCAGCACACACACCACCUGCAGCCGCAGCUAGAUAUAGAGCCUGACAGGCCUAUUGGCUAUGGUGCGUUUGGGGUGGUCUGGUCGGUCACAGAUCCCCGAGAUGGAAAGCGUGUUGCCCUCAAAAAGAUGCCCAAUGUCUUCCAAAACCUCGUUUCUUGCAAGAGGGUAUUUCGAGAACUGAAGAUGUUAUGUUUCUUUAAGCAUGAAAAUGUGCUCUCCGCUCUUGACAUCCUUCAGCCUCCACACAUUGACUACUUUGAGGAAAUCUAUGUAGUGACUGAACUGAUGCAAAGUGACCUCCAUAAGAUCAUCGUCUCGCCACAGCCUCUGAGCUCAGACCACGCCAAAGUCUUUCUCUAUCAGAUUCUGCGAGGACUUAAAUACCUUCACUCUGCUGGCAUCCUUCAUCGAGACAUUAAACCAGGCAACCUCUUGGUCAACAGCAACUGUGUACUAAAGAUCUGUGAUUUUGGCCUGGCGAGGGUCGAGGAAACGGACGAGUCGCGGCACAUGACUCAGGAAGUGGUGACGCAAUACUACAGAGCCCCGGAGAUCCUGAUGGGGAGCCGCCACUACGCCAACUCCAUCGAUAUCUGGUCUGUGGGCUGCAUCUUUGCCGAGCUGCUGGGACGACGGAUUCUCUUCCAAGCCCAAAGUCCUAUCCAGCAGCUGGAUUUGAUCACCGACCUGCUGGGAACUCCCUCAAUGGAGGCAAUGAGGACAGCAUGUGAAGGUGCUCGUGCACACAUUCUCAGAGGACCUAACAAACAGCCAUCCCUUCCUGUCCUUUACACACUGUCCAGCCAAGCGACCCACGAAGCUGUCCAUCUCCUCUGCAGAAUGCUCGUCUUUGAUCCGUCGAAGCGGAUUUCGGCAAAGGAUGCCCUGGCUCACCCCUACCUGGAUGAGGGUCGACUGCGCUACCAUACGUGCAUGUGCAAAUGCUGCUACACGACAUCUUCUGGACGGGUUUACACAAGUGACUUUGAGCCCGUCACCAACCCCAAGUUUGAUGAUGGCUUUGAGAAGAAUCUAAGCUCUGUCAGACAAGUCAAAGAGAUCAUUCAUCAGUUCAUUUUGGAACAGCAAAAGGGGAGUCGAGUUCCACUCUGCAUCAACCCUCAGUCAGCGGCAUUCAAAAGCUUUAUCAGUUCCACAGUGGCGCAGCCCUCCGAAAUGCCUCCGUCUCCGCUGGUGUGGGAAUAGCUGCUGUAGUGGGUGUGGUCAUCUUGUUCCCUUUUUGAAGCUGUUUCAAAAUGGAAUCACGAAAGCGUCUCAAUAUCAUCCGUCAUCUGGGUAGCAUUUCACUGGAGAAGCAUGACUUGUAGUCCACAUCUGCUGGUUGUAUGCUAAAAUAUGAAAAAAAUAAUAAUAAUAAUAAUAAUCCACUAACUGACUUAUGUCGGCGGGCGUACUACAAGGCUGGAAAUGUACGUGAUAAAUACUCAGCAGGAUAACAUUAUCGUCAUCGCACCGCACACUUGCUUUUAUGUAUAUAUUUCAAAUUUGUAUUUUAAAUACGGGCUUUUAUAUGAGCCUGGAUGAUGACUUUUUCCUGUAAUCGGCUAGUAUGACAGCUGUCUUCCCUUCUGAACUCUUAAAUCACCAAAUCAGCAUGACACCCAAUUCAACCUAACCUCCAGACAAUCGAUUGUAGUUGCAUCAUCGGGUGUUAGGAACCUUAGGCUCCCCAUUUUUGACAACAGUGUUCUUGGGUAAGACAUACAGUAAAGUCUCGUUAUAUCGAUAUAUCCGAUCCUGCGCCGAACUGCAUUAAAAGUGGGCAAUAAUGCACUCGACAUUGUUCUAUAGUAUAGAACAAUACUCGAGCAGCUUAAAUCAAUCUUUGCUUAAGGAUUUCAAUACCAAAAAAAAAGAACACGGCGAACGGCUGCUUCCAGUCAACUUUAUUUUUCACACUUCCACCACCGGAGCGCAGCACACACACCGAUUCCCGCACUUCCUGGUUCACAGGUCAUGCUCAACCCGCCCCACAUAGCUGGCCAAACACAUGCCUGCAACAGAAGAACCAACUGCGUUCGUGGUUUCUCUCGUGUGUAUAGAAUAAAAAGAUAUCUGAAUACAACACAAUUAAAUACAUGUAUUUGUACGCUUGUGUGUUGUGUGUUCGUUGGAAUAGGUGUGAAUGCUAUGUCAGUUGGUUCUUCUAUUGCAGGCAUGUGUUUGGCCAGCUAUGUUGGGGGCGGC
Doryrhamphus excisus (bluestripe pipefish) is the source of this 3659-nucleotide messenger RNA. RefSeq names its product nemo-like kinase, type 2 (gene nlk2). NCBI's taxonomy places the organism in Eukaryota, Metazoa, Chordata, Actinopteri, Syngnathiformes, Syngnathidae. Gene Ontology annotation, biological process: protein phosphorylation. The record is from RefSeq and is a predicted model, not a curated record. Gene Ontology annotation, molecular function: MAP kinase activity; ATP binding.